AUGACUGGGAGCGUCAAAGCCCGGAAGGCUAGGCAUUCGAGGCACGCUCACAGGGGCCACCCCGAGGCUAAGUCAUCUUCAGCUGUCACAUCAGUCACGGAAAAAGGCACGCCCCAAAGAACCGAGUCUCCUCCUCGUGCAUCGAAUCAGUCGCGUCCCCAGAUAUUGGCAGAGGGCAAGAGCCUGCCGCCUCCUCGUCGAAGCACUAAAAGCUCAUCGCCUCGGAGUUCAGCAAGCGCCACUCGUCGACAAGAUCUCGGAUUCUCACCCACAACCGCGUCACCAAAGACUGCAGCUUCUAUCGAUGCUAUGUCCCCUAUGAGUGACUGCAUGUCACCUGUCAGCCAAUCAGUGGGCUCGCGUGAGGCAAUGUCGUCUACCGGAACUACCGACAAUCGGUUAAGACCAGGUGCCGGCUUCCGGUCACCCGGUGCCUACCGCAUAGCGCAGCACGGCAUCGUGUCCAAUUCUGAUCCACACUCCCCAGACUCGGCCACACGAUCCAAGUUAUUCGAAUCUCGCUCGCUCUUUGCUUACGGUGCGGACGAGCAGAGGGAGCUCCUGUUCACCUACGUUGCUGUCGCGCUGACAGUGCUCGCUCUGUGCGCACUACUCACCGCCGUACUGCUGCUCGCGGUACCCGCACGCCCGCAAGACACCGUCUGUACUACGGCCUCAUGCACUGCGCUGGACUCCUUGCUGGCUGCUAGCGUGGACCAAACUCGAGAUCCAUGCGUCAACUUUUACGCACACGUUUGCAGUGGCUGGGCGCAGUCUCAAAACCAGUCUGUCUAUCGGAGCCACCUGCGAGAGUUCCUGGCAGACGUACACUGGGUUCUCGCGCGCGUACUCGUGCCUUCCCAAGCGCAGACGGCUUCACAGAUAGUGGCCGCUUUCUACCAGACGUGUACGGCCGUACUGAUUGACGGCAUCGACGAGCUGCCUUCCUUCCGCCGCCAGCUCCGCCUCGCGGGAGUGACGUGGCCUCAGCUGUCCAUCGAGCCAGACCUUGUCACCACAGCCGCUUCAGUGUAUGCUAUCUUUCAAGUAACGGCAAUACUGCGCAUACGGCCCUCAAGGCGUAACACGAGCAACGUGCUCGAAGUAGCUCCCGACGUGGCAUUCCUGCGCGGAUGGAAGGGCACACGCGAUCAACUCAUACAUGCUGGCGCCUAUGCACGUUUCUUUGAAGAGAUUAAGACUAAGUACGCCGGAAACGAGGGACCCACACGCUCUGCGAUGAACUACGAAAUGUUUUUCGAUGUCGAGGACACCGUUCUCCAAGCAUUAGUGCACUGGGGACAAACCGGCGGCGAAGUCCGAGUCAGUCGCAUUGACAGCCUCGUUCAAAUCACCAGAAGUGUUCCCACAACAACAUGGCGCGCGGUCGUUGACAAACUAGGACUUCCAGAAAAUGCGCUCGUCAUCGUAGUCAACUUGGAGCUCAUCAGGAAAGUGGAUGAGCUGUUUACUACCCUUGGAGAGCAGCGUCUGCAUUACUACCUCGGAUGGUGCGUGGUGCAACAGAUGAUGCGCUACAUCAGCAAGGACCUUGCCAACAGCUUGUAUGACUACGAGGGCGCAAGUGGCUUAACGGACAUGGCGAGCGAAUGGCGCGCGCGAGCCGAGUGCAUGCAGCUGAGCGAGAAGCUGGUGGGGCAGUUCACCUUCGGUCGUUUUAUCCUCUGGAAAACGGACGCUGAAGACUACGUGUACGUGUCCUCCGUGGUAGACGCUGUAUCGGGACAACUGAUGCACGUGGUCGGCUCGAGGAAUGGCCCCAGCGGCAGGCUACGCGCGGCCGAUUUCCACGUCGAGUUUCACGAGGACGCAAUGCGCGUCGUUGACGAGGCUCUCGGGAAAUACGGCCUCUCUAACCGCUCAUCGCUGCUCAGCAACUGGCAAGACAUCGCUGCUGCCAUGAGCACCAUCGACGCUACGUUCAGAGAUCGCAUCUCCACCACCUACACCAGAGACUUGGUCGCGGAGCAGCGCUACAACUUGUACGACAACAGAAGCGGAACACUCACUCUUCCUCCCUUUUUCGCGAUGCUUCCACUCUACAGACGGCACUUGAGCGACACGACCAAGUACGGUGCUCUCGGUACACUAUUUGCCACCGCCAUUUUCCAGCUCUUCCUUGCCAAGCUCGCCAGCUAUUCUGUCGAGUUCGACGGGGCCAUGCAAGCCCUGCGCUGCUUCGCCGAGUUGGCCGAAUAUCGCAGCGACCGCCUGGAGCUCUACCACAGUGCAGCGUCUGUCACGCUUGCACUGGAGGCGCUGCGGUCUCUUCCAAGCAGGGACCACCAGCGCCUUCGAAUGUUCGACAGCCUUCAGGUGUUUUUCGUCGUCAUGUGCUACCUCUUCUGCACUCCCAACACUUCUGAGGACACUAUAAUCGCCGAAACCAUCUGCAACGAGGCUGUCAAAAACAGCAGAGAGUUCGCAAUGGCCUUUCAGUGUUCUCCGGGAUCGCUUAUGAAUCCGGCGCACAGAUGCCACUUUUUCUAG
Rhipicephalus sanguineus (brown dog tick) is the source of this 2511-nucleotide messenger RNA. RefSeq lists its product as uncharacterized. Gene Ontology annotation, biological process: protein processing. Gene Ontology annotation, molecular function: metalloendopeptidase activity. NCBI's taxonomy places the organism in Eukaryota, Metazoa, Arthropoda, Arachnida, Ixodida, Ixodidae. Gene Ontology annotation, cellular component: plasma membrane. The transcript has a single exon. The record is from RefSeq and is a predicted model, not a curated record. The coding region runs from base 1 to 2511 and encodes 836 amino acids.